AAUGUGUUUAGACGUCUCUUCUCUGGUAGGACAAUUCAUGAAAUAUAGCAAAGUUUAAUAGUGUCAUUAAACGUUUCGUGCUCGAAAUAACUUUUGUUUACGUUAACGCGAAUCUAAGUAAGCUAAUGAUCUUAAUUUGUUGCAGCGUGGUUUUUUUUUUUUACUUUGCCACCAGAGUUAAUACGCAGUCAGAAAGUUUGAACCCAGGUUUGCCAGUAUUAUUAUUUCUCAACACACAGCAGUCUCCUUGACUCCCCUCCAGCCUUCUGCCAUCCCUCUCAUGAGGAGGCAGAGCUUACCUUUCUCCAGGAUGGAGGUGGCCCCGCCUGUCCCGCAGACGCAAUCGGAGAUCCAGAAGAAAGAGAGGUCUCUGCCCCUGAGCCAGCUGGUGGAGGAGACCAAGAGCAAAGUCCUCCCAAAUCAUCUGUUGGAUUCAAAAAUCUACGCCAGACUGAAAGUUAACAGUCACAUCGAAGCAGAACCCGCUGAGCUUCACUUUAGCGGCUUUGAGCUUGGGAAGAGUUACACCAAGACCGUGAAUCUAAUCAACAUUUCAAAUGCACCGGUGAAUAUUCAUAUAAUUCCAACCCUAACAAAGCACUUCCAGACAACUUACACCAAAAAGGACCGGCUCAUCCCCGGCCUCGCCUACACUGUGAACGUUGCCUUCUGCCCAGAUGAUUGGCGUUACUUUAGCGACUGCAUCCGUGUUCACUGCAAGGAUGAAGAGAACCUGUUAAUUCCAGUCCAUGCUUAUCCUGUCAUCAGUGACCUGCACAUCCCCACUCACAUCGACCUCUCCGCCAUACCGCUCGGACAAAGUGUUGAUCAUGUAAUUCCCCUGAGAUGCAGCUGUCCAGUUGACUUUGAGUUUCAGGUGUGCAUUAUUCAGCCACAUGAUGCCUACUCCAUCCACCCCGUCACAGGUGUGAUACCAGCCAAUGGGGAAGUCCUGCUGACCGUGACGUUCUGUCCUCUCCAGUAUGAAACGUCUCAGUUCACCUUCCGACUGGUCGUCUCACAGUUCAACACCAAGCCCUACUUGUGCACCAUCACCGGGUUCUCCAGGCCCAAUUUACCUCUCAGAACACCACAUGUCAGAUUUGAAGCCCCCGUAGGAGACGGAGCUCGUCCUUCCCUACCAUCUUCUGGACGUAAAAGCAAGCAGACCUCAGUCAAGGAGGCCGACAAAUUAAAGGCAGUAAAAAAUGAGGCGGAUGUUCCCCAACCAUCUCCCAUGGAUGUCUGUAGCCCUGGAGGGAUGGCGAAAAUUCUCAUCAAAGACACGACCUUUUCCUGCGGCGGUAAGAAAGGAAAUCUAAACAAUCAGGUGAAAGAGGCUGUCUUCAUGAAAAAGGUUCAGCAGGUUACUGAGGAGGAGCAAUACAACUAUAUCAAAUGCCAAGUUCAUCUAGGUGAGGAGCCAAUGUCGAAGAAAAGGCAGAAGCAGAUACUGGAGGAGAGAGAGACGGCUCUGCAGGAAUACAUGGUAAAAAAAAAAGACGAGAGGCAAGAUGAAGACUUCGCUCCCGAGCAGACCCAACUGUCAUCGAAACGGAUGCUUCGAGAUAACGAAUGGAAUCAAGAUGAAGUACCGGACUUCCAGUCGUACACCAGUAUUUCCUGGGACCUGAAACAAAGAGCCCUCACACUUUUCCAGCAGGCAGCUCGGAAGGUGGUGAUCCAAUGCCGCAUGCAGCGCAGACUGGCCUCUUUAAAGAAACUGGUGGACAGUAUAAAGAAGGAUUCGUCGAAGGGGAACGCUAAGGACAGAGCAAGUGUCAUAUCUCCAGACGAUGUGUUGCCGUCAUUUUUCCCAAAUUCCCCCCAUGAGGACAAUUCCACGGCUCUUAGGAAUUUUGUGGCUCUGCCUGUGGAUCCUAUCGACGUGACCGUGACAGCACACAUUCCUUUCUUCAACCUCCAGGUUCCCCAGCACUACAAGCUGAUGGGUUACCAACCCCCUUCUGCCUGGGACGCGUUUAGCUCCUAUUAUCCCACUACGCUGGCCAGACCUCUUCGUGCUGCACCGCCGGCAACGACGACGCACCGUAAUGAAGUGCAGGGUCCAGUCGAAGAGGGAGACAGAAUGAUGGACAUGAAGACUGCUGGACUCUCCUUCACGCCUCCUGAAACUCUCAUCAGGCCUUUCAAUGCAAACCCUCUCAGAAUCUUUAACCCGACCCCGGGCCUUCAGACCUUUAAACUGCAGCCCAAGUACCUGGAGAGCGACAAGGAGGUUCACCUCUGUGCUCUGCCCAAGUUUGCACUCUGUGAGAGCAACAGAUCUGGCUUAAUGCCACUAACUCCACAGGCACACUUUCUUCACUACCAGGAAGCAACCAGCAUGAACAUAAAACAGGUCUUCCUCCCAGUCACCAAUAUGAGCUCUCCUCGUAGGUCUGUCGACUACGACACAGACAUCCUUCCUCUCUCUGCCCCUCCUCUUCUCCCUGGCCCCCCCAAUGAUUAUCAUUUGCAGCUAACAGAGACCUCGUGUGAAGGUCCGGGAAUCCAGCUGACGCCAGAGAUGAUCUCAGCCGAGUUCCAGUUGAGGAAAGCUCAAACUCCUGUCUCCAGUAGCAACCUGAACAUAGGGAUAACACCCAGGCUGGAGGUGAACUACACAUCUGACAUCAACCAGAUGCAAACAAGACUGAUGGCCAGGCUGGAGGAGUUUGAAGAAGAGGAGCUUGAAUAAGCAAAAAAAGACGCUGCACACACACACACGCACACUCACACAGACACAUCAUCUUCAGGAAUAAACACUACUGCUUUCCUCCGGAGGCACAUUAUUCAGCAGCCAUCCUACUCAGCCUCGUGCAAGACUCUCCUUUGUCUGUUUUUGCCACUUCUGUAAAAUGAAACCCAGUCACUUUGGCGCCCACCUGUAAGGCUUCUUCCUGCCCACUCAGCGUUGCCUAUAAGCCUCCCUUCUGAGCGCUCAGAAAGGCUGGAAGUGUGUUAUCCCUCCACCUACUUGAUCCUGCAAAGGCACAGCCGCAGAACCUUUCCAACAUCAGCUCUUAACAGCUUCGCUUUGACCGGACUUUUCAAACUGAAUUUUUCAAAAUUUCACAAUUUCUUUAGGUCUGACAGUGAAUAGCAAUUGAGAUUUUUAUUUUUGAGAAAAUUCAGCUUUUAAUUUGCCCUAAAGCCCUGCUGAUUUGCAGCCAUCCAGGGACCGGGUGUUAUUCCAACGAUAAUUAGAGACAUCAGAUCUACAUUCACACUUACACGACUGUAAGGGGGAAAAAAAAGGAAACAGCUGAGGUCAGGAUUUAAUUAUCAAAAGAGCUGACAAGCUGUGAAGUCACUGGGAUGCAGUCCAGCAGGGCGCACGUGUCACCUGUCGCCCAUAGAGGGAGCUCCAGCUCUAUGACUCUGACUUAGCUGCUUGUGUUUGCCUUUCAGUGUGUGCACUCACUGUAAAGAAAUAAGGUAACACUGAAUUGCCUGUUUGUUCUCCCUUGUAGAGAAGCACACAAAGCCACAAAAGCGGUCACAUUAUUUAGACGUGAGGUUGGAUCCAAACAGAAAUGCAGAGUCAUGCAGCUGUGUGGUUAUUCUUUCACAUUACAUUGAGAUGACAGUAGAUUGUGUCCUUUUAGACUUUAUUUUUUAUUUUUUGGGGGCUUCAAAGAACAGUCCUACAGAAAAAUAUUUUAUUUCCUUAUUAACAAUUAUAAAAAAAUGUUUUUUGCUUCUUUACUGGUCGAAAACUAAAAUACAACAAGUAGGUUCAGCAUGAAAUUUGGAAACAUAUCCUUACCACUUGAAUCUGUUGGGUUUUUGAUAUGUUACAACAAUUUAUUUUAUUUUUAAAAAAUCUGAAAAGUGUGGAGUGCAUUUAAAUUUAGCUCCCCUGAGCUUUUUAGAUCCACCUUUUUUUUUUUUGCAAUGACUGUACUGCUACCGUUUUUUUAGGUAUGACACUGUCAGAGACAGACAGGAUCUUUGAACACCAGUUUUCAAGCCACAGAUUAAAUAUAAUAUAUUCAAAUUAAAGCAGAUUUGUUCUAAGCUUCCCCAUUAAAGCUCGAGCAGGACGUUUAUACUUUUUGGCCUGCUGGAAGGUGAACUUCUGUCCCAGUUUCAAGUUUUUUGCAGCCUCUAACAGGAUUUAUUAAAGCAUUGUCCUGUAUUUUGUUCAAUAUAUUAAUUCGUUCUUUUAAUUCUUUAUUUUUUCAGUCAGUGUUACAGAGUUAAAACUUAAAAAGCAGCAAUAUUCUCUGAUCUUAUCUAUAUGACAAAGUACAUACAAACUAAUAAAGGUUUGGGACAGAAAGACUUA
Molecule: messenger RNA, 4294 nt
Organism: Poecilia latipinna (sailfin molly)
Lineage: Eukaryota; Metazoa; Chordata; Actinopteri; Cyprinodontiformes; Poeciliidae
Gene: cfap221
Product: cilia and flagella associated protein 221
Exons: 25
Coding region: 281-2701 (806 amino acids)
Biological process (GO): motile cilium assembly; cilium movement
Cellular component (GO): 9+2 motile cilium
Source: RefSeq, a predicted model, not a curated record